Molecule: messenger RNA, 1101 nt
Organism: Aspergillus campestris IBT 28561
Lineage: Eukaryota; Fungi; Ascomycota; Eurotiomycetes; Eurotiales; Aspergillaceae
Product: glycoside hydrolase family 16 protein
Exons: 2
Coding region: 1-1101 (366 amino acids)
Biological process (GO): fungal-type cell wall organization; carbohydrate metabolic process
Cellular component (GO): fungal-type cell wall
Molecular function (GO): hydrolase activity, hydrolyzing O-glycosyl compounds; glycosyltransferase activity
Source: RefSeq, a predicted model, not a curated record
AUGUCAUUCUUUUACCUGCUGGCCUUCUGGCUGGCUAGCCUCUCCCUCGUCUCGGCGCAGACAUGGUCCGACUGUAACCCGCUCAAAGAGGACUGCCCCAACGACCCAGCCCUGGGCUCCGAACACUCGUGGACCUUCAAUGAGACGAUGAACGCCAAGCUCUGGAACACCACCAAUGGCGAAAUCGACUGGACCGAGAAGGGCGCCGAAUUCUCCAUCAAGGAGAAGCUCCAGUCUCCCACGUUACAAUCGACCUUCUACAUCUUCUUUGGCGUCGUCGAGACCCACCUGAAGAUGGCCAAGGGCAACGGCAUCGUCAGCAGUGUGGUGCUGCAGUCCGACGACCUGGACGAGAUCGACUGGGAGUGGAUCGGCUCCAACAACACCGAAGUGCAGUCCAACUACUUCGGCAAAGGCGAUGACUCUUCCUUCGAUCGCGGCGGGUACCACUACGUUCCCGAUGCGGACACGGAGUUCCACAACUACACAACCUACUGGGAUCAGGAUAAGCUGGAGUGGUGGAUCGACGACGAACUCGUCCGGACCCUGAAAUACGCCGAAGCGAAGGACGGCUCCCGCUACCCGCAGACUCCCAGCAACAUCCGCUUCGGCAUCUGGCCCGCCGGAGAUGGGGACAACAAGGAGGGCGUUAUCGCGUGGGCCGGUGGCGAGGUGGAUUAUGCCGCUGGUCCCUAUACCAUGGUCAUUGAGAGCGUGCGCAUUCAAGAUUUCCACUCGGGCAAGGAGUACGAGUACACAGAUGACUCGGGCUCGUGGGAGAGUAUCAACGUGAUCAAGGGUAACUCCACCGCGGUGGAAGAAAUCAACAAGCCUCCGCCCAAGUCCCUCUCCGAGAAGUGGGAUGACCUACCGACAGGCGCCCACGCCGGCGUGUUCGUCGGUGCGGCCACAGUCGGAGCCAUGCUGAUCGCGGGCUUCAUCUUCUUCAUCAUCCGGCAGCGCAGAAAGGGACGUCUCGAACAGGCCCUCGACGACACCAACUGGAAUAACGAGCGCACCGAGCGCACCGAGAUGAGCAACGCGCAAUCGGACUGGAGGCAGAGCGAAUGGCGGCACAAGGGCUACUCCCAGGUGAACUAG